Messenger RNA from Oikopleura dioica, 345 nucleotides. The record is from the annotation of a GenBank genome assembly. NCBI's taxonomy places the organism in Eukaryota, Metazoa, Chordata, Appendicularia, Copelata, Oikopleuridae.
AUGAGCUAUAGAUAUUCUAUCGGAAACAUUUUUCAAGAAGGCGGAGAUAAUGAGAACUCCGGACUCGGCCAAGCAGGUUGUAUGUUGAUAGAAGCAGUAACUGGUUCGGAUACUUUCAAAAAAACACUCAGCGAUUAUACUGAAAAGAUGUGCAGUAAUAUCACAGACGACGCCAGUAUGGAGGCUCAAAAGAAAGCUUAUUACGAGUACAUCGACGGUAUGCUGGGAGAGAACGAUUGCGACUCGCUCGAAAAAGCUUUUGAAUGGCCUUGUAGCGACUCAACUAUCGUUUCUGCUUCUCCAAUCAUCUUUGCCAUUUUACUGGUCUUCUUUUUGAUGAAAUAA